This is a messenger RNA of Diaporthe citri, 1419 nucleotides long. RefSeq lists its product as uncharacterized. The transcript has a single exon. Bases 1 to 1419 code for a protein of 472 amino acids. The record is from RefSeq and is a predicted model, not a curated record. NCBI's taxonomy places the organism in Eukaryota, Fungi, Ascomycota, Sordariomycetes, Diaporthales, Diaporthaceae.
AUGCUCCCUACUACGCUGCGCAACGCGCUUCUGUCCAUCGGCGUCUUCCUCCCCGGCCACGUCCUCGCAGACGACGAUGACGGCUCUGAUAUUGUUACGUUCCAGUUCUCAACUUGUGUGAGCACAUGUCUGGGAUCGACAGGCUACAGCAUGGAUGGAGAAGACAACCAGAAGGAAAUGUGCAAGGCCUCCCGGGAUGGCCUGCUGGAGGCGAUCACUGCCUGUACAGCAUCAAACUGCGUCGAGGAACUUGUCGCCCUGGAUUCAAAUCUUUUGCAGCCGAUGCAGACGGGCUGCAAGGAGCUCGAGAAGCCAGUGUCGGACGAUGAGAUCGAGGACGCUGCGAAUGCCGCUGUUUAUAUCCAGGCUACACUUGCCGCCAGCACGAGCACGAGCACCACGUCGUCGUCUUCUAUCGAGCCGCUACCGGUAGUGAUAAUGCCCACGACUCCAAGCUUCCAACCAUUAGCGGUCGAGACUGAGGCUUCAACAACACCCGACAUACUCACUACUCCGGUGCCCGCGGAAGCCCCAACGGCAGUCGAGCCUGCAGCAGAGACGACGACGCUGAGCCCGGCUCCCACCACGGUGACCGAGCCAACCAUCGCCCAGCCGGAGCUCGACGUCCCAGCUGAGACACAACCGUCAACAUCCGAGUUGAGCAUUCCUUCCGAUACGCAAACUCCCCCGGAGCCGUUCACUUCGACUGAGCCAAGCUCCACCGCCGCCGCGGCGAUAGUCCCCGUGGCGCAAAUCACCGAUAUCUCGCCCGAGCAGCCGGCCCCAGAGGCUACGACUGUCGCAGAGCAGCCAUCAGACCCGGCCCCGAGCCCUCCACCGGCAUCGGUCUCGAUAUCAACACCAGCCGGAGAUCACGCGAACCAAAUCCAGCCAGAGGCCACGCCCGAGACCACGGUAGUCAAGCCCAGCAGCACCGACACCGCCAACGCAAAAUCCCAACAGACGACAGCCCCCGAGCAGGCCCCAGCCAACAACCCCAUCGCCGACGCGACCACCAGCACCGAAUAUCCCAAGACGGAGGGCUCCGGGUCAAAGGCCACACACGCGAACGCCGGUAAUUCGGCCUCUCAGGGCAGCGACGACGACGAGGAGGAGGACUCCAGGUCGGGCGACACCUCCACGGCCACGCCGGACAUCAGCGGCGAGCUGGUGCUGGCGACGGGCACGCCGACCGCCUCGUCCGCCUCGGGCUUCGCCACCUCGGUGACGGCCUUGACGGCCUCCCCCUCGGCGUCCGGGACGCAGACCGCCGCGUCGGACGAUGAGGACCGUGGCCUGGGCGGGGGCAGCCCGUUCAGCGUCGUGAUGGCCUCGGCUGCCCCGGGGACUGCGCGGUGCUGGUGGGCCCCUCUGUGUGUCACGCUGGGAAUGGUUGUUCUCUCUUGUUCUGAGCGCUAA